Bemisia tabaci is the source of this 705-nucleotide messenger RNA. The record is from RefSeq and is a predicted model, not a curated record. Lineage: Eukaryota; Metazoa; Arthropoda; Insecta; Hemiptera; Aleyrodidae.
AUGGCUUUCGCUGUCUUCUCCGUCCUCGCCGUUCUGGCCACCGCCCAGGCUGCCGAAUACCCCUACUACAGCCAGCAGGCCGCCAGCCCGUACUCUUACCAGCAGUACCCCCAGCAGUACUCCGCUCCUUCCUACUACCGUGCCGCUGAGGAAGCCGCCCCAGCACCCGCUGCCGCUCCCCUGCCAUCCCCAGUUGCUGCCCCCAAAUUCGCCACCCAAGAGAUCGCCGCCCCCAGGUACGCUGCCGUCGAAUCUGCUGCCCCCCGGUACGCCGUCGCUGAAGCUUCUGCCCCCCGGUACGCUGAGGUCCAACAGUACUCCGCUCCGGUCUACCAGGCCCGCUCCUACGACGCCCCCAUCGCCCGCUCCUACGACGCCCCCAUCGCCCGCUCCCACCAUGCUCCCUGCCCGGCUCCGGUCCCUGAGAUCAAGCCCGUCGUAGUCAAGUCCAACCUCCCAGUGCCAUACACCUACGGAGUUCACCGUGAGCCCCAGGUCUUGGAGCACCACUCUGCUCCCUCUGUCUUCCACUACUACGGACAACCCUACGUAGUCAAGCACACCCAGAGCGCUGUCCUCCACGCCUACACCCAGAAGCCCGUCGUUGUCGACGAGUACGAACACCCCCAGGUGCACGAAGAGCCCGCCAAGCAAGCCGUCAUCGUCGAAGAGGUCUGCCCUCCCGUCGAAAGCUACCACCACUAA